Messenger RNA from Diatraea saccharalis (sugarcane borer), 1955 nucleotides. NCBI's taxonomy places the organism in Eukaryota, Metazoa, Arthropoda, Insecta, Lepidoptera, Crambidae. The record is from the annotation of a GenBank genome assembly.
GACUCCUAGAGUGCUUACGGUGGAAUAAAUAAUUAUACUAUGUCAUGUAAAAUAAUUUAUUGUGGUCUUAAUUUCCAGCUAAUAUGACCUAAAUGACUAUACCACAGUUUAAAUAAUAAACCAAUCACGAAAAAAAAUGUUAUAUGCAUCAUUUCUGCUAACGAGCAAAACAGUUGACGUUUUGAUAACCCACUGAAAUCAUUAUUAUUGUUAUUAAAAAUCUUUGUUUACUGGAUUAAACCAACAAUUGAAGUUGGUUAUAGAGUAAAACUUAAAAUGAGAAAAAGGAACGAGUCAUUUUCAUCAAAGCAAUUCGAAAUUAAAAACGACUUGAAUUGUCAAUGUUGUGGUAAGGAGUUUAAGUAUGAAAGUGAGAGGAAGAGACAUGAGCAAAGUCACACUCCACAGUUCAUAUGUAAAAUUUGCAAUAAGAAGUUUAGUUUUAUGUCAGCACUUAAAAGACAUGAGAAACAACAUGAAAGGACUGGCAGUGUUUCUUGCGACCACUGCAAUCGCAAAUUUAGAGAUGAGUCAUUAUUGAAGAGACAUAUCAAAUAUGCCCAUAAAGGUACAUUUGUCUGCAAUAAAUGUAGUGCAAUCUUUAAUAGUGAUUUAGCUUUACAUUCUCAUAUGAAAAUUCACAAGCCAGAGUCAGAGAGAAAGUACCGAUGCAGUUUUACAGGCUGUUCUAAGACAUUUAAUUUUGCCCACCAUUUGAAACAUCAUGAGCUGACCCAUACAAACACCAAACAAUAUUUUUGUAAUGAAUGUGGAAAAGAAAACGACAACAAUGAUUUUUUGGGAAACAUUGAUAUUAGUACUGCUAUUACUGUAACCGGUCUCCCCAUUAAUAAAUAUGAUUUAUUUCCAAACAAUGGUGAUGGGUUCCUGCCUGAUGCUGAGUUUGUAAAAUUUGACAAUAAUCAUGCUACGGACUGGAAAGUGCAGUACUUAAAAGAUGAAAAUGAGUAUUCCGAUAUUGAAGUUCCUAAGGAUCUAUGUCAAAGUGAAAAUGAGGAAUUAACAAUUUUACAGAAAGUAAACUCCCUUGAGUUAAAUGAAGAUGAAACAGUUGGCGAUUGCAAGUCAAGUAUUGGAGGCUGCAUCGUGGAAGAUGGGAAUAGCCAUCAUAAAUGUUUAUGUGUUCAGAUGCAAUCGAACGCAAUAUCCAUAGAGGAUACUUACGAAUUCAUAGCUAAUAAAUCGUGCAAUUCUGUGAAUUCAGAACCUAAAAACGGUGAUUUAAAAGCAGUUAAAGUAACCAGUUGUGAUGGAUGUGAAUGUUCAGAUCAUCUGGUAUUUAAAAACAAAGAUGAAAGUGAUGUUGUGGGCACCAUAAAUCAAAUCAAUGAAAUAAUUGAUUAUAAAUCAGAUGGAACCAUUAAAUUAAAACAAACAUCUGAUAUGGAUGUACAACAUACAUUACCGUCAAGUUCGAGUGACAGUAUAAUAAAUGUAAGUGCCUCCGAAAAUAUUCCUUUUAACAGUUGCAAGGAUAUUUUAGGGAAAUGUAUAGUUAGUGGUAAUGGAACUAUAAGUGAAGGUUGCUUGUGUGCAAAAAUGGUAAUGGAUGAUCAGCAAAUAUUGGACCAGGAGGUUAUUGAGCUGACACCGUGUCCUAAGGCAUAGCUACGUCCAAAAAGAUAAUGUAACAACAUUAUUAAUAUAAAUGAAUGUGAUAUUUUAAUGGAAAGCCAUCGUGUUUCAAGUAAAGGUAAACUUGUAUAAUAUAAACUUAUUAUAACUUUAUUUCAUAAUUAAAUGUGAGACUGAUGAGAAACAAAUUUUUUGCUAUGCUAAUGAGAUUCGCAAAUUCCACCUAAAGAUAUGUAUAGUCUAUUUUUUAUAUUUCUAAUUUAGAAUAAUUUAUAAAGGUCUUGUUAAAAAUCAAAUAAAUGCUUUCAAUUUCAAUAUUUAUAUUAAUGGGUUAUUAUUAGUUAAGGUCUUAGGAGUUG